Messenger RNA from Octopus sinensis (East Asian common octopus), 1297 nucleotides. RefSeq names its product protocadherin-11 X-linked-like. Gene Ontology annotation, cellular component: plasma membrane. Lineage: Eukaryota; Metazoa; Mollusca; Cephalopoda; Octopoda; Octopodidae. The record is from RefSeq and is a predicted model, not a curated record. Gene Ontology annotation, molecular function: calcium ion binding. Gene Ontology annotation, biological process: homophilic cell-cell adhesion. Bases 23 to 1153 code for a protein of 376 amino acids. The transcript has a single exon.
AACAGAAUUGUAGACUGUAACCAUGUUAUACAUAUUUUUGUUGGUGUUGUUAAUGGUUAACAAUUGUUGGUGUGUGGAUCAUACCUACCAUGUGAAAGAGAACAAUGAUAUACACAGCUUUAUUGGAGAUAUUGUCACUGAUACACACCUAUUGGAUACUGUACCAUCUCUUGACGAUAACAGCAAACUGACAUUUAAUGUUGUUCAGGGAAGUACAGAUGGAGCAGCUCCGUUAUUUAAUGUUACACAGGGAGGACACUUGUACACUGCUGCCAUAUUGGAUGCAGAAAUUCUGUGUCAAUAUAAUGUGGAAUGUUUCAGAAUAUUAGAAAUAACUGUUCAACAUGGCUAUUCUGUUAUUAAGAUAUUAAAACUCAAAGUUAUAAUAGAAGAUGUCAAUGAUAAUUCUCCCAAGUUUCCAAAAAAGGAAUUUCAUUUAAAAUUUGAGGAAAAUGAUUUAAUAGGAAAAAAGUAUAUAAUUCCAAAUGCCAUUGAUAAUGAUGUCAGUAUUCAGAAUUCCAGAAUCACUUAUGGGAUUGAAGAUUUAAAUACUCCUUUUAAAUUGAUUGUUUCUAAAUAUUUGGAUGGAUCUGAUCUAUUGCAACUCAAUCUAGAAAACGUCUUAGAUCGUGAGACAAAAAGCAAUUAUGAAAUUCAGUUAAAUGCCAGAGAUAAUGGAUCACCACAGAAAAAAGGUGUACUUCGUAUUAAAAUAUUAGUGAAGGAUAUAAAUGACAAUAAACCUUUGUUCUCUCAGAAGAAUUAUAAUGUCACUGUAAAUGACACACACCAGUUAAACAAACCGAUUGCAAAGCUGUCAGCCACAGAUUUAGAUGAAGGAGAAAAUGGAUUAAUAUCUUAUUUUUUCAAUGCCAUAACAUCAAAAUAUACUGAACAGUUUUUCAGAUUAGAUGAAGUAACUGGAUAUUUGUUUCUGAAGAAAGAAUUUCAAUUUGGAAGGAUAUAUAAAUUGUAUGUUGAAGCUAGGGAUAAUGGUAACCCUCCAAUGUCCUCAGCUGCCAUUGUUCUGGUAAAUGGUGUCACUCAUUUGAAUAAUCCACCAAACAUUGACUUCAAAUUUUUGUUAAGUCAACUGGAAAAACAGCUGUCAUCUCUGAAGGAACACAAAUUCACAGUUUUGUUGCUUUUGUGAAUGUCAUUGACAAUGACAAUGGAGAAAAUGGACAAGUGAAGUGCCAUUUACAAAAUAGAUAUCUUCAGCUUAUCUCAGAGUCUGAAAAGAAAUACAAAGUUGUUGUCAAGAGUGAAAUAGAUAGAGAGAGUGAGAAGAGCUUUA